Molecule: messenger RNA, 639 nt
Organism: Laccaria bicolor S238N-H82
Lineage: Eukaryota; Fungi; Basidiomycota; Agaricomycetes; Agaricales; Hydnangiaceae
Exons: 4
Coding region: 1-639 (212 amino acids)
Source: RefSeq, a predicted model, not a curated record
AUGUCGAAGACCGCCACAUACCCCGCCCUUUUAGGUGACGGACAAGGUCGAUACCGCGUCCACGUGGUCGGCAACAGUGGUUCUGGCAAGACUACAACAGGCAUCAAAAUAGCAAACAUCCUGGGGGUGCCACAUAUAUCUCUGGACCGCCUGUUCUGGCAACCAGGAUGGAAAGAAACGCCAAAGGAUGAGUUCGAGGAGAAAAUACGGGCGGCUUUGGGCCAAUGCGAACGGGGCUGGGUCGUUGAUGGCGAAUAUACUAGACAAGGAGGGCUAGUCGCUCAGGCGCAGGCUACGGACGUUAUCUGGGUUGACCCGCCUCUUUUAUUGUACUUCCCGCGGAUCAUCAUUCGCACUUUGUUGCGUCUUUUUAACAUAGGAGAUCCGUGCAGCCCAGGAUGCGGUGAAACCAUCCAGAGUGUGUUUUUCUCGAGUGACAGUAUCCUCUGGUGGUGCCUGAGUAACCACUGGGCGAACCGACGCAAGAAUAUAGCUAGGAUGGCCAAGAUCGGGCUUGUUGAGGGUACAGACAUUGAGCGCAGGCGGAUGCGGAGGAUCGGCGGGUGGGGAAGCGAGCUGAAGCGAUGGAUUGGCGAAGUUGAGAGGCUGGUGCAUGGGACGAAACAAAAGGUUCUGUAG